Messenger RNA from Eremomyces bilateralis CBS 781.70, 2487 nucleotides. RefSeq lists its product as uncharacterized. Gene Ontology annotation, molecular function: solute:inorganic anion antiporter activity; borate efflux transmembrane transporter activity. Lineage: Eukaryota; Fungi; Ascomycota; Dothideomycetes; Eremomycetales; Eremomycetaceae. The record is from RefSeq and is a predicted model, not a curated record. The transcript is spliced from 5 exons. The coding region runs from base 222 to 2213 and encodes 663 amino acids. Gene Ontology annotation, biological process: borate transport; monoatomic ion homeostasis; transmembrane transport. Gene Ontology annotation, cellular component: fungal-type vacuole; plasma membrane.
UAGACGGACACUACUUGACCUUAAAUGGACCGCCUGGUCUUCCGACUUCCACUGUCUCCAACAAGACCUACCCAUUCUCUUUGUCCGGAGAGAUCGUCCUUUGCUCUGUGUCGACGUUACAUAGCGCCCGAUUCGCAUGCGCUCAUUGGUCCUUUUCCGUGCUUAGACGCGCUGUGACAUUGGCAAGAUUGACUUCAUCCUUGGUGUAGAUUCCGUUCGCCAUGUCCCAAUCCGCCGAGCCGUAUAACCUUCCUGGCGCAAGCUCGCCGCACAUCACGACCGGUAUCCGCCCGAAUCGACGAGCUGCGAAAUGGAAGACAAAAGUCCCGUUUUUGCACUCCUCGUUGCGACAUGCUUCUGCCGACGAUCGGCCGCACCAUGCCGAUCCGGAUUCAAACAACGCCAAUGGGGGAGAUGCCUGGUGGAGGAUUCAUUGGUUUCAGGGCAUGAAGAAUGAUCUGAAGAGGCGCCUGCCGUUCUAUCUCAGUGACUGGACUCAUGCGUAUGAUUACCGGGUCAUUCCCGCGACAGUAUACAUGUAUUUUGCGAACAUCUUGCCUGCCCUGGCAUUCUCCUUGGAUAUGUUCGCAAAAACCAACAUGAGCUUUGGAGUCAACGAAGUUCUACUUGCUUCUGUCCUUGGUGCAGUAGUAUUUGCACUUCUGGCGGCUCAACCCCUCGUCAUCGUCGGUGUAACUGGUCCUAUCACUGUAUUUAAUUAUACGGUGUAUGACAUAAUUACUCCUCGAGGAACUAACUAUUUCUCCUUCAUGUGCUGGAUUGGAUUAUGGGCAAUGCUCAUGCAUUGGUUUUUGGCGAUCUCGAACUCCUGCAAUAGUCUGAAAUAUGUGACAAGGUUCCCGUGCGACAUCUUUGGAUUCUACGUCGCCUUCAUAUAUCUCCAGAAGGGCAUUCAAGUCCUUACUCGUCAGUGGGAGGCGGGUGAUGCUUCGGCAUACUUAUCUAUUGCAAUAGCACUGAUGGUGUUGAUGGUUGCCUACGGCUGCGGUGUGAUAGGGGAAAGCACCCUCUUCCAACGACAUGUGCGGAAGUUCAUCGAGGACUAUGGCACGCCAUUGACGGUAAUUUUCUUCACUGGCUUCGUGCACAUCGGCAAGAUGAGGGAUAUCGAGCUCUUGACCUUACCCACCAGUAAGGCGUUCUUCCCAACAACGGAUCGGGGCUGGCUCGUACACUUCUGGGGUGGGGUAUCAGUAGGGGACGUAUUCAUUGCGCUCCCAUUUGGAGUCCUACUCACCAUCCUAUUUUGGUUUGACCAUAACGUGUCUUCACUCAUUGCACAGGGAACAGAAUUCCCGUUGCGCAAGCCAGCAGGAUUUCACUGGGACAUUUUCCUCCUUGGAAUCACCACAGGCGUCGCCGGACUCCUUGGAAUUCCCUUCCCAAAUGGCCUCAUUCCACAGGCGCCGUUCCAUACGAAUUCGCUUUGCGUAACUCAAAUGGUGGCCGACACUGAUGAAUCGGAAUCCAAAGGCCACGCCCGCCGCAUAACCAGCCAUGUGGUCGAGCAACGAUUGUCCAACCUCGCGCAAGGCCUGCUGACACUCGGCACCAUGACCGGCCCUCUCCUUGUGGUCAUUCACCUGAUUCCACAAGCGGUCUUGGCCGGACUCUUCUUCGUAAUGGGCAUCCAAGCUCUUGAAGCCAACGGCAUCACCACAAAAAUCCUCUAUCUCUUCCGCGACAGGUCAUUGGUCCCCAAGACCGAGCCACUCCGCCGCAUCCGCCGGCAAUCGGCCAUUUGGUAUUUCGUCGCGAUACAGCUGAUCGGCUUCGGCGCGACCUUCGCCAUCACGCAAACGAUCGCAGCCAUCGGCUUCCCCAUCUUCAUUAUAAUCCUCAUUCCCGCACGCGUCUGGCUGCUACCCAGGUGGUUUGCCUCCGAAGAGCUAGCUAUCCUCGAUGCACCGACGGCGAGCCCCUUCACUAUGGAGAGCGUGGGUGGCCAGCACGGAAGUGCCAAUGCGCUCACCCAGUUUCCGGCUAUGGAUGGACCGGACAGGAGCACAAGCGGAUCGAACAGCCCGAUUCAGGAUGGGGAUGAGGCGGAGAGGGGGGAAGCUGGGUCGCGAAAGGAGCAGCUCGGGGAUGCGCCGGAGAAACAGAUUGCGAAGGGAGGGAGCCGGAGGACCAGUUUCCGGGUUCAUGCUGAAGGGGACGACGAGAUUGAGCUGGAUGUGCGCCCCCGGUAAAGGUGGUUCAAUGGGGUAUAAUUUCGAAGCAAUCUCCGGGCUAAGUGUCGGAGAAUCUAUGAAACGAUGGAUGGCUGACGUCUGUAGAGACCAAAGUAUCUCGGAUAGCUACCUGAGUGAAUGUUAUGGCAAGGGAAGACUUGUACAUCAUAAGUUUCCCGAAUUCAGUGUUUCUAUGCUGCUGUGCUUCUACACUAAUUACGGUCGAAUCUAGAAUAGCAACUUACAUCUAAGCCACCAAAGCCUAGGCCUGCCACUCAUAUUAGCAGCACCC